Oppiella nova is the source of this 1472-nucleotide messenger RNA. The record is from the annotation of a GenBank genome assembly. Lineage: Eukaryota; Metazoa; Arthropoda; Arachnida; Sarcoptiformes; Oppiidae.
GGACAGUGUACAGCUCAUACAGUGCAACUCAAUAACUGUGACACAAUUGGUGGUGAAAUGAGUGGUUCAGAAAUCUCUAUAUGAACUACACGUCAAUAGUUUGGCACUAAUUGUGUAUUCAUUGCCACAAACGAGACAACACUUGCAGUGCAUAGCCAUCACCGCCACCACCGCUGCCACCCUGAGACACAUCACCACCCAAUUGGUCCCAUAGAUCCCACACUCACUCCAGUAGCCAACCCGUGAGACACCGACCGACACGAUGGGCAUCAAGAGGAGGACGGGCACCGCGAAGUCGCCGCCCAUACUGUCCCACGAGUUCGUGAUCGCCAAUCACGCGGACAUUGUCUCGUGUGUUGCGAUGGUCUUUGUCUUGUGUCUGCUAUUUCAGGCCACAUCACCCAUCGCUUCCAUGUUUGUGGCGCUCCAGCACAACAUCACCGAUGUGUUCACGUCAGAAGUGGUUCACUACACGUAUGGCGUCAAAGACCUGUGUAUUGUCUUCUUCUACUUCUUGAUAUCCAUUGUUAUGCAUGCAGUCAUCCAGGAGUACCUCUUAGAUAAAGUGAACCGAAAGCUGCACUUAUCGAAGAUAAAGCACUCGAAGUUCAACGAAUCCGGACAACUGCUCAUAUUCUUCAUCAUAUCCAUCGCGUGGGCCUCAGAGAUCAUCCGCCGCGAGGGAUACCUCACGUCUAUCAGCAAACUAUGGGCCGAUUACCCGCACCUGGAGAUGACUUAUUUGUUUAAAUUCUAUUUCAUUAUACAAAUCAGCUAUUGGUUGCACGCCUUCCCGGAGCUGUACUUCCAGAAAGUCAAGAGGGAUGAGAUGGGCGCCCGUAUCACAUACGCCACCCUUUACGGCAUAUUCUUCACGGCCGCCUACGCUCUCAAUUUUAAACUGUGGAACGUAUUGUUCGUUUUGGUGCGGUUGGGAUCCAUCACACUAUCGGUGCUGACCUUCUGGUAUGGAUUAGCCACACAUCAAACCACACAAUUCAAUGUCGCCGAAGGAAACUUCAACACUCAGAUCAUUAGGAUCAACUGUUUGGCGGCCGUAUGUCUGUUGGAGGCCUGGAUGAUGUGGAACUUCAUUAACUUCCAUUUGCGACGAAUGCGCGAAAAGGCCGCCGAAGCGGCCGCUCUCCGCAAGAAGAGCGCCGGCGGUGUCCGCAAGAAACCCAAGAAGACCGAGAAGGAAGACGUGAGCGAAUUGCCUGAAGUGGACCAGAACACCAACAAAGGGCUCAUCCAUCGGCCCAAUAAGGCGUCGCCUAAAGUCAAAUAAACCCUUUCACACACAAGGCCUCCAAAAACGUGUCGACCAUUUGUUUUAUUGCGGAACUGAUCCACUGAUUGAUUGUUUGAUGGAGUGUCUGAUUGGAGAGAUUGUAGACAUUGUUUAGUAUUUCUUAAGUGUAAUCCAUUUCCUCUCUUUCUAUACUUUUCUCGACUUUUAGUAAUUGUAUCGC